Molecule: messenger RNA, 4437 nt
Organism: Ochotona curzoniae (black-lipped pika)
Lineage: Eukaryota; Metazoa; Chordata; Mammalia; Lagomorpha; Ochotonidae
Gene: TIMP3
Product: TIMP metallopeptidase inhibitor 3
Exons: 5
Coding region: 255-890 (211 amino acids)
Biological process (GO): negative regulation of membrane protein ectodomain proteolysis; negative regulation of endopeptidase activity
Cellular component (GO): extracellular matrix
Molecular function (GO): metalloendopeptidase inhibitor activity; protease binding
Source: RefSeq, a predicted model, not a curated record
GUGGAUCCUGCUUCUCGGGCUCCGGCUCCUCUACUCCUUCGGUUCCCUCGCGGGAGAAGCCAGUCAGCCCGCGCAGUUUUGUGCGCCCGUGCCCAAAGCAGCUGCGCCGCGCCCGUCCCACGGGACACUCCGAGGCCAAAGUUGCCGCACGGCUGGGCGGGAGAGCUCCGGCUGCUGCAAGCGGUGCCGGCAAGCGCGCCCCGCAAGUUUGCAAGAAGAGCUAGCGGCAGGCAGUCCCAGCAGCGGCGGCGGCGAUGACUCCGUGGCUCGGUCUCGUGGUACUCCUGGGCAGCUGGGGCCUCGGGGAUUGGGGCGCCGAGGCGUGCACAUGCUCGCCUAGCCACCCCCAGGACGCCUUCUGCAACUCCGACAUCGUGAUCCGGGCCAAGGUGGUGGGGAAGAAGCUGGUGAAGGAAGGACCCUUUGGUACGCUGGUCUACACCGUCAAACAGAUGAAGAUGUACCGAGGCUUUAGCAAGAUGCCCCAAGUGCAGUACAUCUACACAGAAGCUUCUGAAAGUCUCUGCGGCCUGAAGUUAGAGGUCAACAAGUACCAGUACCUACUGACAGGCCGCGUUUAUGAUGGCAAGAUGUAUACAGGGCUGUGCAACUUUGUGGAGAGGUGGGACCAGCUCACUCUCUCCCAGCGCAAGGGGCUGAACUAUCGCUACCACCUGGGCUGCAACUGCAAGAUCAAGUCCUGCUACUACCUGCCCUGCUUCGUGACCUCCAAGAACGAAUGCCUCUGGACCGACAUGCUCUCCAACUUCGGCUACCCCGGCUAUCAGUCCAAACACUACACCUGCAUCCGGCAGAAGGGUGGAUACUGCAGCUGGUACCGAGGCUGGGCCCCCCCAGACAAAAGUAUCAUCAACGCCACCGACCCCUGAGCACCAGGCCCCGCCCCACCUCACAUCCCUCCCUUCCCGCUGAGCUGCCCUCAGACACUAACUCUUCCCGGAUGAUGACAACGAAAUUAGUGCCUGCUUUCUUGCAAAUUUAGCACUUGGAACACUUAAAAGACAAAUCUAUACUGUCGUAUGGGAUCGAUUUUGGAACUCGUCUCCUGGCUCUACCCUAUCUCUUCUUUUAGGUUUCGACCUCACCCACAUCCACCUGGGAAUUCCUGGUACCAUGCCAGCGUAUGCCUCUUCUUCUUGAUAAUAUAAUCUAUAUUUUUUUAGGAAAACAAAAAUCGAAAAACUAUCCCAUUUGGGCAUUGUAAUCCCUACUGCUCUUCCUUCUUUCCCCACCUCACCAUCUCCUGCUGUCUCCUUUUUCUCCCUGCCCCAUGCCCUUCCCCUCUACCCCUGCAGAAAAAGGACACAAAGAAGUUUCUGGAAGGAAGGCACCUGUUUUAGGGUCAGAUAGGGUUGAAGUGUGUGGAAGACUUCACACACCAAUGACAUGCUCCGACAUGUUCCAACCUGUGUCUGUCUGCACCUAAGAGCUCAUGAGUGAAUGAGCAAGGGAGGGCAGGAAGAGACUUUGAGAAAGGGAGAGAGGAUGCAGACACACAGACAUAUACAGAACUGCCCCCUGCCUGGCAAUGCUUGGGUUGACCAGAUGUUUGAGUCUGAAGCAAGAAGUCAGGCCUGAAUGAUAGCACUUUUCCAAUUGAAGACUUAAACAUCUGCCUGAGGUCAGGAGGUAGUGCUCCGGCCUCUUAAAAGGGCUCGAGUGGAAAGCCGGAGAGAAAUGGUUUUGCUCUCCCCACCUCCCACGAGAGUUCCUCCUGGAAAUCUCUUGGGUGACCAUGGCUGGGCAUGUGCCUUCAUGUGAAUUGGAGAAAAACCACACACUAGCCACAGUUAUAGCCCAGUAGUUUUGGGUAGAGAAUACUAUUUCCAAAGUAGUAUUUAGUUCACCUAGGGGAUGUGUUCAUAUACACAUCUUGGCAUAUAUACCCAUAGGGGAAAUAAGCUAAUUUUUUUACAGGACACAGAAUUCUGUUCAAAGCUGUUGAACGCACCAAUAGUUUGAUCUCAUUGUUGCCUGUGGGAAGGAAAUUACAUUCCGAGUUGACUUAAAAAAAAUGAUCACCCAUUUUGCCCCCAUUCCUGGGGUCCUCUGACCUCUGCUUUUCUUCUGCUUCAUAUUUGGGGCUUUCCUUUCUGAGAGUGUGGGCUGGAGGCCUGGGUACAGGAGCGAGAGCUGCAGAGUGGCUCGAUGGCCACCCGCUGCCCUGCCCCAGCCCACUGAGGGGAAGAUGCCACCUCCCGAGGUCUGACCUUAGGAACUUAGACUUGGGGGAGUCACCUGGGAAGGCUGACUCUUGCAAGCAGCUGUAGAGGGCUUUUGUUGUGUUCUUUGAAAUAAAACUAUAAUAUAAAUUCAACUAUGAAACAAGAUUAUUUUAAGUUUUAGUGUUGAAAGUAAGAUGCCAAGCUUAGGUGAUAAUGUGUAUUUUGCAGAGGUGGGGAUGGUAGGAUGGGGGACAUUUAACAUGAUUGCCCUCUGUUUCUCUCUUCAGAUUGCGAUUAUUUAUCCUCUCUUAGCAUUUGUAUCUUCAGUUCAUUCCACUUUAGGAAACAGCUGCCAAUGGAAACAGGAGCAAAUAAAAGUAGACAACAGGUUGUAGUGUUUUGUGUGCGCGCACACACACACACAGACAGACAGACAGACACACACACACACACAUGCCCAGACAGGGUGCUUGGCUAAAACACAUACUGGGAAGACUGGUGCAGGUGUUGGAUUUCCUUGAGAUUGAUUUUUUUUUUCACCCUGUACACUUCCCCUUGUGUGGAUGCCAGUUAGCAGGGUAGAAAUGGGACGCCCAACCCUCGCCGGGGGGGGGGGCGGGGACCAGUGUCAAUUGGUCACUAGACUGGUUUUUUUUUUAAGGGCAAAUCCCUAGACUUUGUGCUUCCACCCUAAAGUCUGACCCAACCCACACAAGUGGACACCAGCAUCUCCCACGUGAGGCACUUGGUUGGGCUCAGUCCUAUAGUCCCCUACUGUGAUCACCCCACUGUCAAGGGACCUGGGUUAAGGCCUAAGCAGGGGGCGCCUGAAGCUCUCAAAUGGAGGACCCACAGCCCCAUCUGCUAGGCUCCCUGGUCAGGGAGAACCUGGGCAAAGAAAGGUCUUUUGCAAAGCGAUUGUGUCAGAGGGCGGUUUUUGAGCUUUCUAUAAGCUAUAGCUUUGUUUAUUUCACCUGUUCACUUACUGUAUAAUUUAAAGUCAUUUAUGUAGCUGAGAAGACACUUCUGUAUUUCAAUCAUAUUGUGAAUGUGUUAUUUUGCUAAAUCUUGUGUCAUGUGUAGGCUGUAAUAUGUGUACAUUGUGUUUAAGAGAAAAAACAAAAAACAAUGAAACCCACAUGCCACCAUUUUCCUGAAUCAAAUUCUACAGUGGACUGGAGAGUAGAACACUUCUACUGGGCAGGCAGCUAGACUGGCAAACCGAUGGGAUGAGAAGGAAGCAGUGACAGAUUCUUGCAGUCCCUGCUUAUCAAAAUGACUCUUGGAAGGAGACAGAAAAAAAUGCAGCAAAUACCUUCGUGUGCUUGCUUCAGGUCAAGUGGCCCUGGAGAGCUUGCUUCACUCCCAACCCCCUAGUUCCCUUUCCCCAGCAAAGUGGAAAGUCAUGAUUUCCCCCCAAAACUCCAGGGCCCACUUCUCUUAAACAAGUUCUUGCUCCUUCUUCUGGACAUCUAUUUUGCCUACCAGCCAAUCAAGGUCAUCCCAGGUCCAAGUUCUUGCCUCUAAGUGAGCACUGCCAUCUGGACAUGAAAGGUAACAGCACUAGGGACUUCUGUCCUUCAUGCUUGCCCAAUUCCAGACCUGCCAUGUGCAGCCACAAGCAUCCUUGUUUAUGCCACAGACCUUGGAGAAUUAACUGGUUUGCAACAGCUGUCUAGGAGCUCAUUUGACCCCCUAUGAGACAAUACCCUUUCCUAUCCCAUCCCUUCCUCUUUGUCUUGUGUAAGACAAUUGACAAUGUGGAUGACCCCAAGAUGGUACCCAUACUCCUGGAUAGCUAAAUAUCUGACCGGAGUUUUGUUUUGUUUUGUUUUUUUUAGAAACAUCAAACAAUCUAAAGGCAAAAGCCAAAACAAAAUAGGGAGGUACUGAGGCAGUAGAUAUUAACAACUUCCACAUUGGCUCUUUAGAGAUAAGAGGAAAAGAACUUAGGAAAUGGUUCCUGCUUUGGGGUAAGGUCAUCCUUGAUUGUUCUAAUCUCCCACCAUUCUUUUUGGCCAGUCUACUGUCCUGAAACCCAGAAGUGAUGGAGAGAAACCAACCAGAGAAAACCCUGUCUGGAAGGAAUGUAUUUGUUGCUAAAUUUUGUAGCGCUGUUUACAGUUUUCCUCCAUGUUAUUUAUGAAUUUUAUAUUCCGUGAAUGUAUAUUGUCUUAUAAUGUUGCAUAAUGUUCACUUUUUAUAGUGUGUCCUUUAUUCUAAACAGUAAAUUGGUUUUAUUUCUAUCACA